Salpingoeca rosetta is the source of this 5033-nucleotide messenger RNA. RefSeq lists its product as uncharacterized. The coding region runs from base 1 to 4914 and encodes 1637 amino acids. NCBI's taxonomy places the organism in Eukaryota, Choanoflagellata, Craspedida, Salpingoecidae. The transcript has 40 exons. The record is from RefSeq and is a predicted model, not a curated record.
AUGCCUGGCAGCAAAGGUUCGAGCAGCAGCACGGCUGGCAAGCAAAGCGCGGGCAAGAUGCCUGCCAAGUCAAGCACAAAGCCAGCGGCAACACGGGCCAUGCCACAGCCACUGGCACCCAUGAGCGUGGAAGAGGCAACCGCCGUGUACGUGGGUUGGGCCGGUGCCCCUGGGCUGCGCGUUUCUGAGCUAAGCAGGGCCCUGCAAAUCGCGCACGCGAGCCAAGGGCUGGCUGUCGUCAGCGAGGACGACCUUUCACCAGAGGAGAUCCUGCGCCUGUGCUUGCUGGACUCGGAGCGCUACUCCUUUGUGUUUGUCGCCGUCGAUCCCGCGGAGGCCUCGGGUGGCGCCUCCACUGGUAUUGGAGCGGGUCAGACAGCCCGCAGCAGCAUAACCGUGAGCGCCACGGGUGUCCCAGUCCCACCCACGCCGCCGCUGCGUGCCGUGCGCGACAUUGUCAAGCACAAGCCUGCACUGGCGGAUUCGCCUGCGUCCGACCCUUAUCCUUGCAGAGAAUCCCCAAACAUGCGAUGGGAGCACCAAGCAAGCUCUGUUCUAGGUGUACCCGGUCUCAAGUUCAUCUGCGACAUCAAAACCUUUGUUGUUGACGCUGACCGCCUUCGCGCCCUUCCAAGCCCUGCGCUUGAGCCGCUGCUUGGCGAGCGGCUGUCGUUGGACCAGAUGCAGUCCCUCGUCGUUGAUCGCGACGGUUUGGCCACGGCUCACCGCAUGGUCCGAGGCGCCCGCUGGGAGCUGCGCGUGUGCGGGUCUUCGAGCGUCGUGUCAGCGGCCGUGUUUGGCGCACGUGUGUCCCACACCCGCACCGCCCCCAUCUCCGCCCUCUCCCACGCAGUCAUGCAGCGCAUUGCUCGCACUGGCAUCCACGGCAUCACACAUGCAGGCGUCGUCGACUCGUUUGCGAGCCCAGCGUUCUUCUGCUUGCCCAAGAUUGUUGAAACGCUCGUCAAGAAGCAAUGGCUCAUCAUGUUUGACAAGCAUAUCGCCGUUGGCCGCACGCGCCGCGCUCUCAGUGACGACGACCUCGCCUGCCUCGAAGGCUAUGUUGUGGCGAGUGUGCACGAUUACCCGCGCCUGCACCCGCUCGCCCAUAUCCGGCCUUCCAUCACCCUGGACGACCUCAUCUCGUUCCUGCUUUCGUGCGAAAGCCGCACUGUCGCCAAGAACGACGUUGAAUUCGUGCUGAAGCGCACAUUUUCGACAAACCGGAUCAUCCGCCACUUUGCGACACUGCGCAAGCACGACCUCAUCAGGGAGUUCCCCGCACUCGUUGAGGGUCACCGCACGAAAUGUGUGCAGUUUGUGGCUGAUAUGCCGUUCCUCUUGCACAAGCCAACCCUCUUCCAGCACCAAACAGAGACCUGGCAUAGAUCUUUGACCUUCUCGUGCGGACCGGUGUGGCGGCAUCACGCUGGCGGAGCUUGCAUCAUGCAUGAACCUCACAGGAAACACAACGCGCGUCGAACUCUUGCGUACGUGUCAGACAUAGCAUUGAAGACACUAAUCCAGCUUGAGGCGGUGAAGGCGUCCCAUCCGCCGGGCAAGUGGUGCCCCACCACCCGCUUCAUCGCCGCUCCGCACAUCCUCCAAACCCCGCUCUCCUCGGGACUCAUGGCGGCGGAGACGGAGAUUGGGCGGCGCAGCAAACGCACGCUGAUGCCGAAGACGAUGACGUUCAAGACCGAGCGCAGGCAGCGCCUCCUCAAGAAACUCAUGACGCAGAAGAAGGCGGUUGUGUUUGGAAAUCCGCUCUCGGAGCUGCUGCAGGCGAUGGAGAUUGAGGACACCGGCGACUCAUCUCACAUCACCACCCCUGUCACCGCCACUGCUGACAGCCGUUGUUCGAAUGGACCGAAAAAGGGCGAGCUGAACUUGGAGAAGGUGAAGCGGAAAGUUGUGUUUCCGACGGGUCUCGUUGAAACUGUCACCGUCGUCACCAUCAAGGGCGCGGACGACCAACACAUCCAACGGGCGUGCGAUGAGUACAUCAAUAGUGUCCUGUACAAGACGCAGACGAGAACGGUGGUCGAAAACCUGCCGCAGCUGAGCAUCAAGCGUCUUCGAGAGACAGACGCCCGCGGACGCGUUUGUCGCGAUUACUCGAAAUACAAGAAGAAGUCUGUGAGCGACACGGCCAAACCAUCGCCAUCCUCAACGGAGCACGCCGGCGACGAUGACGAGGAAGAGGAUGAAGACGAGGAAGAGGAUGAGGACGAGGAAGAGGAUGAGGAUGAGGAAGAUGAUGAAGAGAAAGAAGAGAAAGAUGCAAAGGCGCCUGUGAAGAGCCACGUGCAGUCUGUGUUGAGCGUGCCUGCAAGCACGGGCGCGCGCCCGCUGUACUCGCCAGCAGCCGCACAGGCGGCGCUGGGGGCAACUGCACUACAGGAGCGACCACAGACAAGGGACGACCUGCCCACAAUCGCAGAGCCCUCGUCGUCCUCGUCCGCCACCAGCCACCAUCACCACUACCACCACCACCAGCAGCAGCAGCAGCAGCAAGGGGAGGGUGCAUCUGCUACUGGUUCGUCAUCGACGCUCAGCAUCGCAGACGACCCGCGCUUCUUUGACAGAAUCGCCGACUCACAGUCUGCGAAUCGGCGGUAUGGGUAUCUGUGGCAGGCGCGCAUGCAGCGGCUGCGCCUGACGCAUCUGUUCUUCUGCGCCCUCAUCGAACCCGAGCUCGCCAUGAACACCCAAGAGGAGUAUGAUGCCUACUUCAACUCUCUUCCUGAGAUUCCCGCGUACAAGCGCUCCAUGAAGCACAAGCCUCUCGGGCUGCGUGAGAUCAACAUCGUUGAGGCGAUGCUGCAGAUGCCGCUGCGCCUGGCGAUUGCAGUGAUGGGCGUGGCGGGCCUCAAGGCCAAGCAGCGCAGUGCCCUGCUGGAGCAGACGCUGGAGCGCGGUGACAAUCCGCGCCUCUGUGACCUGCACACCGACCUCAAACCCGUCAUCCUCGGCACCAGGGCACUUCGCACGCUGCACAAUCUGAUUACGGUGAUGCAAGAGCUCGUCUCCGUUGGCGCUGUUGAGCUGGCGGACGACAACGCCGACGAGUCAAAGCGAAACAUUGUGACGCUUGCGCCUGAGGUUACGUUUGAUGACACGCGCACGGAAACGCCAGGCCAAGUGACCAUGAAGUUGAAUUCGCGCGCGGCGUGCGAGAAGAUGUGGGAUGAGCUGCUGAAUAUUUGCCGCGACACACCGGACAGCAUGUCCAACGUUGCAGCAGGCCUUCACUCCUCCCUCGUCGCCUACCUGCCCCGAGUCUGGUUCCCCAUGCUGGACCUCGAUGACUUCCUGAAGCCCAAGGUGUACGGCGGCCUGAUUGACCGCAGCAAGCGCGAGAUGUUCUUCACGGGCUGGGCCCCGCGUGUUGGCGUUCGCGUCAGCGUGCGGAACGGGCAGCUCUCAAACCGAUUUGCCUCCAAGCGCAACCGCCCGAGCGUACGGGCAAGCAAGCGUGCAAAGACAACCGACGAAGACUUCAAGGAGCCAGACGAGGCGCAUGACGAUACGCGGGACGCGGACUAUUCGCCACAGGCACCCGACGUCGCCGCCGUCAUCGCAAACCCGAAGCUCAAACUCAGCGACGUCCGCCCCGACACUAUUGAGAGCGUUCUGCGCACGAUUGUGAAUGCGCGCAAGUUCCGGCGUACACCGGACAUUCCGUCCAUUGCCCUCCAAUACGACCUCCCCGUCGACACCACUGCGAUCGUAUUCGAGGCGUUUGCCACCAAUGACAUCGACACAAAGGAUGAGCUGGUGCUGCCUGAGCUGAUGCGCGAGGCCAAAUCGCACUCCACGCGCAUUGCCUACCGCGUUGGCCCAGACGAGGAUCAUGCAUUUGGUGUUGAUCCAAAGCUGCUGCAGAUUUCCCCGCAGUUCAUGCAAGAGCUUGACUCCUCGCACGUGGAGCCGUCGGACCGCCUGCACAUGUGGCCGCUCCACCACCGCAUUGCACGCAGCAGCGACGAUGGCGAUGAUGAUGAUGAUGAUGCAGCGAGUGUGGCUGCGAGGUUGUUGGCGUCGACAGAUGCUUCGCCAGCUGUGCAGGCCAGCGCGCUCGCCAUGUUCCAGUCCAUCCACGCAGCAGGCGACAACGGCAUCACGUGGGAAAGCCUCUCAGCAUCGUCGUUGCCACCGCCGCCGCCACCGCCCUCUCUUGGCCCGGACGCGACCACAUUGGCAGCGAUUGCGCUGCUGCUGGAGCGAGGCGUGGUGGCCUGGGUGCCCAUGCGCAGGUACCCUGACGGGACUGAUGCCACGCACCAUCGCAUGCACACGGACGAUGACGACGAAAACGGUGGCGAUGGUGGUGGUGAUGAUGAUGAGGACGAUGAUGAUGAUGAUGAUGAGGAUGAGGAUGAGGAUGCAGAUGCUUCGCCCUCGAGCGACAUGGACAAGAGUGACGGAGAUGACACGAGAAAUGACCGGACAGGCCGUCCGGACGCGCUGGAGAUGCGGCUCCUCGCCAUUCCGUUUGCACGCGAAUGGACAACCAAAGCCGGUGUUGUUCCGCACGCGUGGACACAUGUGCGGGAGGAUGCGAUGCAGCAUGGCAUCUUCGACAUCACCUGCGACGCCGUUCUGCGCCAUAUCUGCCUCAACCCGGGCAUCUCCAUCUCGGAUCUCAUCCAGAAGCUGUUUCCGUUCUCCCAGGUUUACGAUACACUGGCCUGCGUGUGGUAUCUGCUGCACCUGAAGAGCGUUGGUCUGAUGCGCUCCUUUGCCCGCGAUCAGACGACUCACCCGGCCUUUGCACCGGCCGCCCCAGACACCAUGCCGCUCGACGCGGAUGGGCCAAGUGUGCUUGUGACACAUCCCCACGACCUGCUGCUGUUGGAGCCAACAGACACGCCCAUCUCUCGAACACUCGUGUCCCGCACAGCCAGUUGAAUUGGCGAGCGCUUCCUGCGAAGUCACUGGCUGCAUGUGUCGUAGUGUGUUGGUUCGUUUGUUUUGUGCUGUUGUUUUCUUGAGCCUCUUGUACAAGAUCAUAAACACUGUUAUAGUUG